GGCAAGGGUUGUAAUUUGAAAAGGGGAGAAAAGACUGGUUCGUUUUUCCGUCCCGCGUCACAACUUUGAUGCGCGCGCCAACUGUCGUGAUUCGACGUUCAAUACGCAAGUCCGUAUUUCAAUGCGGCCGAGAGAAGUUUUCUACGCUAAAGGGCAGUUCAAGAUCAUAUGCACCGUCGGUUUCGCCACUUGUGAAUUUUCAGAGUGGUGAUCUUAGCAACAAUAGUGUAAAAAUGGUUUGGUGCACAAUUUACGAUGGAAAAACCGAGAGCGGGUCUGCGGAGAAGCCAAGCAUGCAGUUAGCUGCUUCCAAUGCUCUGUCGAAUCUGGACCAUAUGUGCAGCCUCGACAUCGACUCCAGGGCUUCAUAUGUACGUCUCUCUGGAAUCAUCUGCACAAUCGGGCCGGCGUCCAGAAGUGUCGAGAUGCUGGAGAAAAUGAUGGAAACUGGUAUGAACGUGGCCCGUAUGAACUUCUCACACGGCUCGCACGAAUACCACGCAGAGACGAUCCGCAACUGCCGGGAGGCUGAGAAGAAUUACAGCAAGAAACUCGGCAUGCCAUUUUCAUUGGCCAUCGCUUUGGAUACUAAGGGACCGGAGAUCAGAACUGGCCUUUUGGAAGGUGGUGGUUCCGCGGAAGUAGAGUUGAAAAAGGGUGAGACACUCAAACUAACAACCGACCCUGGGUACCAAGAGCGCGGCAACGCAUCUACCGUGUUUGUCGAUUACAAGAACAUCACUAACGUAGUGAAGCCCGGUAACCGGAUAUUUAUCGAUGACGGUCUCAUCUCUGUCAUCUGUCAGUCAUCGACUUCCGACACUCUGGUCUGCACUAUCGAGAAUGGAGGUAUGCUCGGUUCAAGAAAGGGUGUGAACCUCCCCGGCCUGCCUGUAGACCUGCCUGCCGUGUCCGAAAAGGACAAGUCUGAUUUGUUAUUCGGUGUUGAACAAGGUGUCGACAUGAUUUUCGCGUCGUUCAUCCGCAACGGAGCCGCCCUGCAAGAAAUCCGCGGCAUCCUGGGCGAGAAGGGGAAGAACAUUAAGAUCAUCUCCAAGAUCGAGAAUCACCAGGGCAUGGUCAACCUUGACGAGAUUAUUGCUGCAUCUGACGGUAUCAUGGUAGCUCGAGGCGACUUGGGUAUCGAGAUUCCUCCAGAAAAGGUGUCUUUGGCGCAGAAAACUAUGAUCGCACGUUGUAAUUUGGUCGGUAAACCGGUGAUAUGCGCGACGCAAAUGCUGGAGUCGAUGGUGAAGAAGCCGCGGCCCACGCGCGCCGAGACGUCGGACGUGGCCAACGCGAUCCUCGACGGCGCGGACUGCGUCAUGCUGUCCGGCGAGACGGCCAAGGGCGACUACCCGCUGGAGUGCGUGCUCACUAUGGCCAACAUCUGCAAGGAGGCUGAGGCGGCGAUCUGGCACAAGCAGCUGUUCAUCGAUCUGGUUGCGCAGGUGAAACCGCCAAUCGAGCCAGCGCACUCAGUGGCGAUCGCGUCCGUAGAGGCGUCGUCCAAGUGCAUGGCGUCCGCCAUCAUCGUCAUCACCACCAGCGGCCGGUCCGCGUACCUGCUCAGCAAGUACAGGCCGCGCUGCCCCAUCAUCGCCGUCACGCGGCACGCGCAGACCGCUCGCCAGGCGCACCUGUACCGCGGCGUGCUGCCCCUCGUGUACGAAGAGGGCGUGGCGAGCGACUGGCUAAAGGACGUGGACAACCGCGUGCAGUACGGGCUGCAGUUCGGGCGCAAGCGCGGCUUCCUGCGCACCGGCGACAACGUCGUGCUCGUCACCGGCUGGCGGCAGGGCUCCGGAUACACCAACACCAUGCGCAUCAUCCAAGUGGAAUAAGAAAAGUUGUUUGAAACGUGCCGGAUGUGAAGAUAUUCCUAUGAAGUAUUAGAGCAACCAGCAGUGAUAAAAGAUCUACGCACUUUAAGUGAUAUUAAAUAAGCUAUGUAAUUAUUGUAUGUCGAAAUUUAACUAGCGUAGGAAAUAUUUAUUAAUGCAAAGUUUAUAGAAGUACGAGUGUUGCAUUUGUAUGUGAUGCUUAAUAAAAGUUUUAUUUCUGG
Messenger RNA from Zerene cesonia (dogface butterfly), 2065 nucleotides. RefSeq names its product pyruvate kinase-like. Gene Ontology annotation, molecular function: potassium ion binding; pyruvate kinase activity; magnesium ion binding. The transcript is spliced from 11 exons. The record is from RefSeq and is a predicted model, not a curated record. Gene Ontology annotation, cellular component: cytoplasm. Lineage: Eukaryota; Metazoa; Arthropoda; Insecta; Lepidoptera; Pieridae. Gene Ontology annotation, biological process: glycolytic process. Bases 69 to 1844 code for a protein of 591 amino acids.